Saccostrea cuccullata (small rock oyster) is the source of this 1059-nucleotide messenger RNA. RefSeq lists its product as uncharacterized. The transcript has a single exon. The record is from RefSeq and is a predicted model, not a curated record. The coding region runs from base 1 to 1059 and encodes 352 amino acids. Lineage: Eukaryota; Metazoa; Mollusca; Bivalvia; Ostreida; Ostreidae.
AUGAUAAGUAGUGUUUUUGAUCCUUUGGGAUUUCUGGCACCGUUCGUGCUGAGAGCAAAGAAAAUACUUCAGGAGUUAAGUAGAAUUCAUCUUGGAUGGGAUGAUACCAUACCUGAGAAAAUUUCUGACCAGUGGAACAGCUGGUUUUGUGACCUACAGAAGUUUUCAGAAUUUAGGAUAGACAGAUGUGUUAAACCUUUUGGAUUUGGAACAGUGUGUUCUGCCCAAUUGCACCAUUUUUCGGACGCCAGUGAAGUUGGUUAUGGGGUUGUGUUUUAUCUGCGAUUGGAAAAUGUGAACAACGAUGUCCAUUGUUCUUUCAUAAUGGGAAAGUCGCGUGUGGCUCCUUUGAAGCAAACAAGUAUCCCAAGACUAGAACUGACAGCAGCAACAGUUGCCGUGCGUACCGAUAAAAUGCUAAAAGCAGAAUUAGACAUUCCUAUAGACCAAAGUGUUUUCUGGACAGACAGUAUGGCUGUGUUACGUUACAUUAGAAAUGAAACAUCAAGAUUUCACACAUUUGUAGCUAACAGACUUGCUGUUAAUCAUGAAGGAUCAACACCACAGGAAUGGAGAUAUGUUAAUACCAAACUCAAUCCUGCAGAUUAUGCUUCAAGAGGACUUUCAGCAAAUGAAAUAGUGCAGCAAGGACGCUGGAUCCAAGCUCCAGAAUUUCUAUGGACUUCUGUCGAUUGUUGGCCAGAAGUACCUACAGAAAAUUUGAAUGAAACACUAGAUGAUCCGGAAGUAAAAAAAGCAUCAGUAAGAGCAUUAGUAGCUGAUAUACACAAGGUAGAACCAAGUGUUGACCUGAUGGGUGUUGAGAAACUUAUCAACCAUCAUUCUUCUUGGUAUACGCUAAGGAAAACCGUAGCAUGGAUUUUGAAGAUCCGCAGCAAAUUACUUCAUCGUAUUCAACGAAAUAAACUUAUUGACAACCCAUCAUCUAAUGAAAAAGCAGGAUCCCUACCAGAUGUCUCAUUUCGCUUCAUGACUUACAGAAAGCUGAAAUCGCCAUUUUGCGUUAUGUACAACAUGAAAGAUUCUGUGAUGAACUGA